Lodderomyces elongisporus is the source of this 522-nucleotide messenger RNA. It is a transcript of the gene TVP18, whose product is annotated as Tvp18p. NCBI's taxonomy places the organism in Eukaryota, Fungi, Ascomycota, Pichiomycetes, Serinales, Debaryomycetaceae. Gene Ontology annotation, cellular component: Golgi membrane. Bases 1 to 522 code for a protein of 173 amino acids. Gene Ontology annotation, biological process: vesicle-mediated transport. The transcript has a single exon. The record is from RefSeq and is a predicted model, not a curated record.
AUGGCAUUAGGAGAAACCAUUACACAGAACGUUUUUGGCGGUCUUUCCAACGACUUUAAAAAGAAAAACUUUUCCCUAUACGGACAAUGGAUUAGUAUAUUCACGAUAUUUCUAUGCAUUGCCCUUGGUAUAGCCAACAUCUUUCAUUUCAAUCUUGUGAUUAUUUUUUCAGUAAUUUGUAUUGUUCAAGGAUUGAUUGUUAUAUUUGUCGAGGUUCCCUUUUUGUUGAGAAUCUGUCCAUUAACCGACACUUUUACGAAUUUCAUCCGUAAGUUCGACGGUAAUUUGCCACGCUGUGGGUUCUACUUGUUAAACGCGGUGAUCCAAUGGUUGAGUUGUACAUUGCAGGCAACAAGUUUGAUUGUUGUUGCCAUUUUCUUUACUCUUGCGAGUGCAUGUUACGCUUUGGCAUAUGCAAAGAACCAAGAGUAUUUAAAGAGUUCCAUAGAUGUGACUGGUACGGGACAAGGCGGUGCUUUAGAAGCUCAAGUUGGUGAACACGUGGUAAGAAAUGUGUUAUAA